Priapulus caudatus is the source of this 1100-nucleotide messenger RNA. RefSeq names its product solute carrier family 10 member 6-like. The record is from RefSeq and is a predicted model, not a curated record. NCBI's taxonomy places the organism in Eukaryota, Metazoa, Priapulida, Priapulimorpha, Priapulimorphida, Priapulidae. Gene Ontology annotation, biological process: bile acid and bile salt transport. Gene Ontology annotation, molecular function: bile acid:sodium symporter activity. Gene Ontology annotation, cellular component: membrane.
AGCAGCGGCCGGAGUACACGACGACGCUCGAGCUAGUGCAGCGAGUGCUCAUGAUGCUGCUGCUAUUCCUCAUCCUCUUCGCGAUGGGAUGCACGAUCACGCUCGCCGACGUCGUCGUCAAUCUCCGCCGACCGUACCGUCUGCGUCGGUCUGACGUCACAGUUCGUCGUGCUGCCGCUGGCGGCGUUCGGAUUCGCUCAUCUCAUGCAGUUGCCACCGCACAAGCCAUCGGCAUGUUAGUGAUGGCUUGCACACCAGGUGGCGCUAUGUCUAACAUGUUUACCUACUGGACGGACGGUGACAUUGCCCUGAGCAUCUGCAUAACGACGGUGUCGACCCUGGUGGCGAUCGGCAUGAUGCCGCUCAACCUGUUUCUCUACACGCGCAGCUGGACAGACAAGAGAGCAGUCAUUCCUUACGGCAACCUCGCUCUCGCCCUCGUCAUCAUCACCGUGCCCGUUGCCAUGGGGAUGCUGCUGCGAUGGAGGCGCCACCUGCUGGCGCAAUCAGUCAGCAAGGUGUUCAGCAUUGUCAGUCUCGUCGGCGUUGCCUGCUCCCUCGCCCUGCAGGUCGUCAUCUUCCCGCAGAUGUUCCGCGCCGCGUGGAGCGUCUACGUCGCCGCCUUCACGCUCUCGCUGCUCGGACUCACGUUCGGCUUCACGCUGGCCGCUAUAUGCAGGUUGAGCUGGCCGCGCUGCCGCACCGUGUCGCUGGAGACGGCCGUGCAGAACGUGCCGCUGUGUCUGACCGUCAUCAUGCUGACGUUCCCGCGCGAGUUCGCGAACGAGGCGCUGCUCUUCCCCUGCCUGUACGCGCUUGCCUCGCUGCUCUACCCGCUCACACUCGUCUGCGUGUGGAACGCCUACUACUACGGCCGCUGCCGACCCGGCGGCAAGGCGCGUGCGCACGAGAGGCUGCCGCUGGACGACGUCGGUGCCGGUCGGCUGGCAGACGACAACGACGACGACAAGACGCUCGCGUGAGGCAGCGAUCGCACGAGCGCGCGCGACCUGGUUUACGGUCGACGAGGCGUGACGUCACGCGCAGUGAGAGGUGACGUCAGGAUGGCCGACGAGUCGUGACGUCACGUGCAGCAGGAG